This is a messenger RNA of Phaedon cochleariae (mustard beetle), 1251 nucleotides long. Lineage: Eukaryota; Metazoa; Arthropoda; Insecta; Coleoptera; Chrysomelidae. The record is from the annotation of a GenBank genome assembly.
AUGCACAUAUAUAUGGUACUUACAAAAAUGUGGAGGAAGAAGAAAGACAAUAAUGUUGAUAAUAAAACACAAAUUAACCAAGGGGAAUCAAGUAGAACUUCUACUGUCCUAAUAACUACAUCAGGCAAUAUCACUGAAUAUACUACCAAGCAAUCAUCAUAUUCAAGCACAAGUAAAGUAACUACGACCUCAGUUUCUUCUAUAACAAGAAAUGAAAAGAUAGUUCCGACUAGUGUGCUGAGAAAUCCUGAUACUGCUAAUAGAAAUCAAGAAGUAUCAAUUCAAAAAUUGGCACCGAAAAAGAGUUUGACAUCGAAUGGUUCUAUAUCAAGAACAUCCUUAGAGAGAGAUGCUAAGCCAUAUAUAUCCCAUAUUCCAACAGAAAGUCCAGGUGGAUAUAGAAGUACAUUCAAUAGACAUCAACUUCAACCAUUCCAAAGCAAUCAAGAACUUACAAGUACUUCAUUUUCGAGAAAUACAUUCCCGAAUCAGUCUCGUGCAAGAAGUUUGGAUGACACUGAAGUUCCUACAUACAGUACAAGUGGUAAAAGAAGAGGCAAAGUUUUGAUUAUAAAUAAUGUGAAUUUUCUGGAUGACAAAAGUGAUCGAGCAGGUGCCUUGAAAGAUGAUGAAAGUGUUUCAGAUUUGUUCAAAAGUAUGGGAUUUGAAGUUAAAGUGCACAGAAAUUUGAAAAAACAGAUAAUGAUUGAAAAGAUAAAGAAGUUCAGAUCUGACAGAGACUUAGCAAAAGUUGACAUAUCGGUAGUUAUGCUUAUGAGUCACGGAAAUAACAUAAAGGGCCAAAUGGUAAUGCCAGGAGGCUACACCGAAAUAUCUGGUACUGAUGGAAAAGGGCUCUCAAUAGACGAAGUACUGGAUGAAUUUGAUACCAAAAAUUGUCCUGGCAUGGAAGGAAAACCGAAAUUAUUUUUUUUCCAGUGUUGCAGGGGCGAUAGAUCAGAAAGGAUACAAACAGAUGCAAAACCCAUCAAAGUUGUUAAACAACACGGUGACAUGCUAAUAGCCCAUUCCACUCUGCCAGGUUUUUAUUCGCUGAGAGAUACUCAAAAGGGAAGUUGGUAUAUACAGAGUAUUUGCAAUGUCUUCAAAGACCACGCGAAAAAACAUGACGUCGAAACCAUGCUGAAAAUUGUUGAUGAAAAUCUCUCGAGGUGCCACCCUCAAUACACACAAACAACGAGUUAUGAAAGUCGAGGGUUCAAAAGAUGCUAUCUCAACCCCAUCAAAUGA